UCCCCAAAACCAAGGAUACAAAAAUCCUGAUGCAACUUAAUCAUCGCUUUCUUUGAAAACUUCAGUACCUGCAGUCACAGUCCCUUGAUAUUCUCCUGGCUUUCUACUCUAAAACCCGCCAAAAUCGGCAGAAUCAAAUUGAGACAAGAUUGGGCGUGGAAACUCGGAAGCCAGAAGAGAACGGAAGUCCGGUGGCAGAAUUUGUGAUAUGAAAUGGACCCAAUUGUAGCAACAAAGGAGCUAUCAUUUCGUGUCGGUUUUUCCGGUCACAGCGGUCAUCUCAGGGUCGAGCCUCUUUCAACUGUCGAGCGCUCCAACCCGAUUCGAUCGCUCCCGGAUUUCAUACUUCCACCUGCAUUUCCUAAGGAAACUCCUGAAACGAUAAAGAACUACAUAGAAGAGACUUAUCUCCAGCCAAGGUUAGACCCCGAUGAAUUCUCCCCUGAAAAAGUGGGAAGACAGUGGGAUUUUGAUUGGUUUGAAAUGGCAAAAAUAUCCUUGGAUCCAUCUCAGCCAAGAUCUGUCAUGGUUCCUACAUGGGUGUUGCCAUUUGAACGCCCCAAGAAGGAUGGAACUGCAGGAGGGACGUGGGAACCUGAUUCUCUGCAGGUGGAUGUUUCCGAGUUAAACGUGGAGACUCAGGAUUCUGGUUCACAGCCACGAGUGCCUGGACCAGCAAAAGAUUUUGUAAGGGGAAGCAUAAAUAAUCGUCCUUUUCGACCUGGGGGUUUGGACGAUUCCCAAUCUAUUGAUAGAAUUCUUCCUGAUGCAGCUUCUAAUGGUGAGUGGGUUCAUGAAGUUCUAAAUGGUGGCCCUGCUCAAUUUGUUCCACCUAUUUUAAAGCAAGGAUUGGACCUUGGUGAUCUCAAGGAAUAUCCUAACUCGUGGAAUGUUUAUGAGGACCAACGUUCAUCUUCAUUCAAGACCUCACCAGUUGAAAACCUGCAGAGUGAAUUGUCUGUACAAUUUGAUGAUUUGUUCAAGAAGGCCUGGGAAGAGGAUGCCAUAGUAUCUGUGGAAGAUGGUGUGUGUUCUGGUCAAUCACCGAAAGCAGAAUCUAUCAAGUCAGAAGCUCAAGUAAAUGAGCUCGAAGCCAUUAGCAUUGCACCUGCACCUGGAAUAUCUGCGUUGGAUGAAAUUUUGUCCCUUGAAUCUGGAGGAUUGUCAUUAAGACCCGAUCAAGCUACUGAUGGUGGAGGACAAAAGAGGGAGGCUUGGGUUGUAGUUGGUGACCGUGAAGAGAUCUCUUUGCGCUUUCAUGAGCUUGUACCUGAUAUGGCCCUUGAUUUUCCUUUCGAAUUAGACACUUUUCAGAAGGAGGCUAUAUAUCAUCUUGAAAAGGGUGAUUCUGUAUUUGUUGCUGCACAUACUUCGGCUGGAAAGACUGUUGUUGCAGAGUAUGCAUUUGCUCUAGCCACCAAACACUGUACCAGGGCCGUAUAUACAGCUCCCAUCAAAACCAUCAGUAAUCAGAAGUAUCGAGAUUUUUGUGGGAAAUUUGAUGUUGGACUUCUGACUGGCGACGUUAGCCUGAGGCCAGAGGCUUCUUGCCUUAUAAUGACCACCGAAAUAUUAAGGUCAAUGCUUUAUCGAGGUGCUGAUAUUAUUCGUGAUAUUGAAUGGGUUAUAUUUGACGAGGUGCAUUAUGUCAAUGAUAUUGAAAGAGGUGUUGUUUGGGAAGAAGUUAUCAUUAUGCUUCCAAGACAUAUCAAUAUUGUCCUUCUUUCAGCCACGGUUCCAAACACAAUCGAAUUUGCUGACUGGAUUGGUAGGACGAAGCAAAAAAGAAUUCAUGUCACUGGGACUUCCAAAAGACCAGUACCUCUGGAGCAUUGCAUAUUUUAUUCUGGUGAAUUGUAUAAAAUAUGUGAAAGUGAAAUUUUUUUAUCUCAUGGAUUAAAAGCUGCCAAAGAUGCAUCCAAGAAAAAAAGUUUGAGUGUUGUUGGCGGCACUGGUGGAUCUCAUGUUGGGGCUUCAGUUGCAAAUGACGGAGCAAGGAAUCGAAAAAUUGAAAGUUUUAAUCGAAGUAAACAGAAUAAGCAUUCGGGUUCCCAGAAUUUAGGGAACUUUUCAGGAACAAGUUGGGGAAAUCAAAAGAAUGGAGAUGGCCAAAACAAUUGGGGAUCAAGGAGAUCAGAUGCUUCUUUGUGGUUGUUACUUAUUAAUAGGCUCUCUAAGAAAUCUCUAUUACCCGUGGUUAUAUUUUGCUUCUCAAAAAAUCGUUGUGAUAAAUCAGCUGACAGUAUUUAUAGUAUUGACCUCACUAGUAGUUCUGAGAAAAGUGAAAUUCGCGUCUUCUGUGACAAAGCAUUUUCUCGUUUAAAGGGAUCUGAUAGAAGCUUACCUCAGAUUGUUAGGGUUCAAGGACUUCUUCGUAGAGGGAUUGGAGUGCAUCAUGCAGGUCUCCUUCCAAUUGUUAAAGAAGUUGUUGAAAUGCUAUUUUGUCGUGGUGUGAUAAAGGUCUUGUUUUCAACAGAGACGUUUGCGAUGGGAGUUAAUGCACCAGCAAGAACGGUUGUUUUUGACACCUUAAGGAAGUUUGAUGGGAAGGAGUUCAGGCAAUUAUUACCAGGGGAAUAUACCCAAAUGGCGGGUCGUGCUGGUAGAAGGGGACUGGAUAAAAUUGGUACUGUCAUUGUAAUGUGUCGAGACGAGAUUCCAGAAGAGAAGGAUUUGAAGCAUGUGAUAGUUGGAACUGCUACCAAGCUUGAAUCUCAAUUCCGUUUGACCUAUAUUAUGAUCCUACAUCUUCUUCGGGUGGAAGAGCUAAAGGUGGAAGACAUGUUGAAAAGAAGUUUUGCUGAAUUCCACGCACAGAAGAAACUCCCUGAAAAGCAGCAACUUUUAAUGCGAAAGCUAGCUCAACCUACAAGAACAGUAGAAUGUAUUAAAGGUGAGCCAACCAUUGAAGAAUACUACGAGUUAUAUGCUGAAGCUGAGAAGCCUAGCAACCAGAUCUCAGAAGCAGUCAUGCAAUCGUCUGCAAUUCAACAAUUUCUUACUCCUGGAAGAGUGGUCAUUAUAAAAUCACAGUCUGCCAAAGAUCACUUACUUGGAGUCAUUGUCAAAGCCCUUUCUAUAGUUAGCAGGCAAUACAUUGUUCUGGUGCUGAAACCUGAUUCACCACCUGUCCAAAGUUCCUCAAGUGGUGAUUUAGAAAAGAAAAUGGAGGAUUUGUCCCAAGGCUACUUUAUGGUACCAAAAUCAAAACGCGGUCUUGAAAAUGAUUAUUAUUCUCCAUCAACACGUAAAGGAUCUGGUGUUGUGAAUAUAAGAUUACCACAUGCUGGUGCAGCAGUGGGCGUAAGUUAUGAGGUUAGAGGAGUCGAUGCCAAAGAAUUUUUGUGUGUAUGCAGUAAAAAGAUAAAAUUAGAUCCAGGCAGGCUUCUUGAAGAAGUAAGCAAUGUUGCUUACUCCCAGACAGUUCAACAGCUUUUGGAUAUAAAAUCUGAUGGGAAGUACCCUCCGGCCUUAGAUCCAUUAAAAGACUUGAAGUUAAAAGAUGUGAAUCUUGUGGAGGCGUACAAGGAUUUGACUGACAUAUCGCUAAAGAUGGUAGUUAACAAGUGCCAUGGGUGUAUAAAAUUGGGGGAGCACCUGAAAUUAGCAGCAGAGAUAAAGAAACACAAAGAGGAAGUCAAUAACUUGAAGUUUCAAAUGUCAGAUGAAGCACUUCAACAAAUGCCAGACUUUCAGGGCCGGAUUGACGUUUUGAAGGAAAUUGGCUGUAUAAACGCUGACCUGGUUGUUCAAAUCAAAGGUCGGGUUGCCUGUGAGAUGAACUCUGGGGAGGAGUUGAUCUGUACAGAAUGUUUAUUUGAGAAUCAAUUGGACGACCUUGAACCAGAAGAAGCAGUGGCAUUAAUGUCUGCUUUUGUGUUCCAGCAAAAAAAUACGUCCGAACCUUCCCUUACCCCAAAGCUGUCUAUGGCUAAAAAAAGUGUGAUGCCGCCUCAAAUGGACAAUUAGUAUUGAUCUUGGAACAAGGAAAAUCCACCACCUAAUCCCUCAAUCUCUCCUGGAAAGCGCUGGACUGGUUGGUAUCCUCCUUCAAUAUGCUCCAUCGAGAUCCAUGCAAUUUCAAGUUCUUCAAGAAGUUCAAUGAUGCAAAUGCCACACUCUGGUUGGGAAAACACAGUAACAAAAAUGGUUACUUUGCUGAAUAACCCACUUAUACCACACGGGGCGCCGAACCAAGCUUUUUAUCCUAUCAGAAGACCAAAAAUAGGGAUGGUUCUCUUUCUUCUCUUUGAUCUCCGACUACAAGAUUGAUUCGUUGGAUUUACUUUGCUGAAUUAACCCACUUAUACCACACGGGGUGCCGAAUCAAACUUUUUAUCCCAUCAGAAGAUCAAAAAUAGGGAUGGUUCUCUUUCUUCUCUUUGAUCUCCGACUACAAGAUUGAUUUGUUGGAUUUCCUUUUUAUUUCUCUUGUAAUAUUGGAUGUUUAAUAUGUAUAUAUUUAUCAUUUAUGUCUGUGAAAGAAAGCCAAGUACUCCCACUUCAGCUAAGUGGUACCAACUCACAUAUUCUUCAUCUUGAACACCCCUUUUUGAAGAUGUUAUGUUUUGCAAAUGGCUUGAGUUCUUCCUUCAAGCAUACUACCAAUUUGGAGACUUUAUCUUUGAUCUUAGCAACUGCUUUGGCCUUCCACUUUGAUACUUUUACUCACCUAGGCGACUUCUUCAAUCCAUUCGAAUUGGGGUUCAUGAUAGCCAUUAACAUUCUCAUUCUCUCUCGGACUUUCCAAUUGUUUCUAAACUGAUGGAUAUUAAUUUAACUAAUCAAAAUUUGCUAUCAUUGUUGCUUGCUCAAAUGUACCUUUGUACCUACCAUCUGCAGCUUAAUUGGCAUCCACCGUCUCUUUGAUCUUUUGGCAACACGGAACUGACAUCUGUACAAUGAAAUCUUUGUGAUCAAUUGCCACUGGGAUCCUAACCUGAGUUUACAUUGGCGAUUACUAAACUUAUAACUGGAACCCUCAUCAUUCAUCUACCAGUAGAGAUGAGAUUUAUCUUCAUCCUAGGCACAAACCUGACAUUGCGUAGUACUAGCAUUUCUCUACACUCCAUUUUCAGAUUAAUAUCCCAAAUUCUAAUGAUCUUUGAAACUCCACCUUUCUCCAUCCUCACUAGACUAUGAUGUUCUAAUGUGAAAGAUGUAAACAAAUUUCAUAGCUGAAAGUUACACUAUUAAUUGUCCAUUCAAAUCAGUGGCUACUCUUAUCCGUGUUACUCAACACAGGAACAAACAUCAUCAAUUUCAUCAACUUCAACAAUAUUUGCCCCUGCUUUUUUUUUUUUUUUUCUUUUCUUUUCUGUUCCUCUUUCAGUUUCUUACACUGACUUGUGACCUUUCUUGUGACAUUUAAAAACUCUCUUUAUUUCUAUUACUCCAUUUUUUCUUACCGCUACUCGGUCUAUCAUUUUUAGAAUUUAACUUGUCUUUACUUUUAUUCACAACCAACCUACUGCAGAUUCUUUACUAUUGUCCUUUCGAAUUUCCUUAGCUAUAUCUAAAUCACAAAUUCCUGAAAACUUCAAAAUGUUAUCUCCAAUCAAAUUACACAUUACUGUCUUCAUUGUUUCCCAAGGCAAAGACAUUAACAACUAAAAUACACUUCAUCAGUAAACUCUACUGUUUGAAGCAAUAAUUUGUAUGAAAAUAACAAUCUCGAUUGAUACAAAUUGGCACAUUUUGUAAAUAAGUUCAAAGUAUCAUUUAAAAAAUCCUUUAAUCAUUUUUUUUUGUAAACAUUUGUUUUUAUAUAUACUUCGUCAGUAUUCUUGCAAUAUAACAAAAUUAAUACAUGAUUUCAUGAUGAGCAGCUCCAAAUUCCGUUGCAUUGCCUUACAUAUGUUGUU
Benincasa hispida (wax gourd) is the source of this 5864-nucleotide messenger RNA. The record is from RefSeq and is a predicted model, not a curated record. Lineage: Eukaryota; Viridiplantae; Streptophyta; Magnoliopsida; Cucurbitales; Cucurbitaceae.